CAGUCACAUGGCUUUACCUAAUGGUUUUUUUAACCACUUAACCUAUUUUCUGGCUGCUGGUGCUGUUACUUUGGGGAUUGGUUUCUUUGCUUUGGCAUCAGCUUUGUGGUUCCUAAUUUGCAAACGAAGAGAAAUAUUUCAAAAUUCCAAAUUUCAAGCAAAGGAUGUGCGAUGUAAGCAAAGGCCAUUAAAGGCGAAGGUUAAAUCUCACCCUCAGUGUGUUUUUAUUUCUCGAAAUUUUCAUACUGGAAAAUUCCAAUUACAGGAGGAGCAAAGAAGAAAGGAAACAUCACAAACAAAAGCAAUUGAAGAUCACUCUAAAGAUGAGUUCUGCCUCGCAACAAAAAAGGUUAUUUGUGAUCCCUCAGAGACUAGCUUGGCAACAAAUUGCAGCAGUGCUACCUUAAGUGUAUCAACGUUACCAUCAGAUUCUUGUUAUAGCCAAAGUAUAGAAGCAGCUGAUGACUGGUUUUCUGAUGAUUCUCCAUCAAAAAAGAGCUCACCAAUGCCUCUUCUCAGGGAACCUCUAAUGGAGAAAGUAUUUUCAUACCUGUCAACCAUUUCAUUAGAUGAAUGUACUGAAAAUGUACUGAAUAAGACACUUGGUGAUGAUCAAAAAGAUGACAACAUUAAGGAAAUAAUUACACAAAGAAAUACAGAGGUUGAAAUACCAAACCUUCAUUCAACAUAAUACUGAAUGAUUUUUGGGGAAACUUUGUAUUCAUUGAAAUCAUGUAAAGUUAAAGCUGAAUUACUGGCUUCUGAGUCUCUUAACAUGUCCAUGAUUAUAUUCCUUUUCUUAUUCUUUACCAUAGAGUGUUCCUAUUUGCCUUGCCCAUUCUUAUUUCUGGAAACAAAAUUACAAGAACUAGAGUGUUGUCAUGAACACUAAGUUUAACUCCUUGUAUCUCAUCAAAAGACAUAAUAAUAAAAUGUAUUUCAAUAUAAGAAGAAUUAAUUUAAGAAAUCAUCAGCACAAAUAUAUUUUUGAAUAAAGAAUUCAGAGCAUUUCCUUAUACUUUGACAUUUU
Talpa occidentalis (Iberian mole) is the source of this 1030-nucleotide messenger RNA. It is a transcript of the gene CUNH1orf185, whose product is annotated as chromosome unknown C1orf185 homolog. The record is from RefSeq and is a predicted model, not a curated record. The transcript has 5 exons. The coding region runs from base 8 to 691 and encodes 227 amino acids. Lineage: Eukaryota; Metazoa; Chordata; Mammalia; Eulipotyphla; Talpidae.